AUGGUGGACGUGGACGUGGACAUGGACAUGGACGUGGACAAGGACGUGGACGUGGAGGUGGACGUGGACGUGGAGAACUUGGACGUGGACAUGGACGUGGACGUGGACGUGGACGUGGAGGACUUGGACGUGGACAUGGACGUGGACGUGGACGUGGACGUGGACGUGGACGUGGACAUUGACGUGGACGUGGACACGGACGUGGACGUGGACGUGGACGUGGACGUGGACGUGGACCUGGUCGUGGACGUGGACGUGGACGUGGACAUGGACGUGGACGUGGACGUGGAGGACUUGGACUUGGACGUGGACGUGGACGUGGACGUUGACGUGGAUGUGGACAUGGACGUGGACGUGGACAUGGACGUGGACGUGGACGUGAACAUGGACGUGGACAUGUACGAGGACAUCGACGUGGACGUGGACGUGGAGAACUUGGACGUGGACAUGGACGUGGACGUGGACGAAGACAUUGUCGUGGACGUGGACGUGGACGUGGACGUGGACGUGGACGUAGACGUGGACGUGGACGUGGACGUGGACAUGGUCGUGGACGUGGACAUGGACAUGGACGUGGACAUGGUCAUGGACGUGGACAUGGUCAUGGACGUGGACGUGGACAUGGACGUGGACGUGGACGUGGACGUGGACAUGGUCGUGGACGUGGACGUGGACGUGGACGUGGAGAUGGACGUGGACGUGGACGUGGACGUGGACGUGGAGAUGGACGUGGACGUGGACGUGGACGUGGACGUGGACGUGGACAUGGACGUGGACCUGGACGUGGACGUGGACUUGGUCGUGGACGUGGACGUGGACGUGGACGUGGACUUGGAUGUGGACGUGACGUGGACGGACGCGGACGUGGACGCGGACGCGGACGCGGACGCGGACGGGGACGCGGACGCGGACGCGGACGUGGACGGGGACGUGGACGCGGACGUGGACGUGGACGUGGACAUGGACAUGGACAUGGACGUGGACAUGGACGUGGACGUGGACAUGGACGUGGACAUGGACGUGGACAUGGACAUGGACGUGGACAUGGACGUGGACGAGGACGUGGACGUGGACGAGGGCGUGGACGUGGACAUGGACGUGGACAUGGACGUGGACGUGGAGAUGGACGUGGACAUGGACGUGGAGGACUUGGACGUGGAGAUAGGCGUGGACGUGGACGUGGACGUGGACGUGGACAUGGACGUGGACAUGGACAUGGACGUGGACGUGGACGUGGACGUGGACAUGGACGUGGACAUGUACGUGGACGUCGACGUGGACGUGGACGUGGACGUGGAGAACUUGGACGUGGACAUGGACGUGGACGGUGACGUGGACAUGGACGUGGACAUGGACGUGGACAUGGACGUGGACGUGGACGUGGACAUGGACGUGGACGUGGACGUGGACGUGAACGUGGACAUGGACGUGGACAUGGACGUGGACGUGGGCGUGGACGUGGACGUGGACGUGGACAUGGACGUGGACGUGGAGAUGGACGUGGACAUGGACGUGGAGGACUUGGACGUGGAGAUAGGCGUGGACGUGGACGUGGACGUGGACAUGGACGUGGAUAUGGACAUGGACGUGGACGUGGACGUGGACAUGGGCGUUGGACACGUGGACGUGGACGUGGACAUGGACGUGGUCGUGGACGUGGACGUGGACAUGGACGUGGACGUGGACAUGGACGUGGACGUGGACGUGGACAUGGACGUGGACGUGGAUGUGGACGUGGACGUGGACAUGGACGUGGACGUGGACGUAGACAAGGACGUGGACUUGACCAGGCAAGCUCCUGGACCAGGCAAGCUCCUUGACCAGGAUAGCUCCUGGACUAGGCAAGCUCCUGGACCAGGCACACUCUUGGACCAUGCAAGCUCCUAG
Molecule: messenger RNA, 1887 nt
Organism: Closterium sp. NIES-65
Lineage: Eukaryota; Viridiplantae; Streptophyta; Zygnematophyceae; Desmidiales; Closteriaceae
Source: the annotation of a GenBank genome assembly